UUCAUGUGUGUUCAUUCCUCGUUUAUUGCGAUCUAAACUAGAAUUUGGAAGAAAAUAAUCUAAAAAAUUGGUUCCUACUUUUGCGAUUUUUCAUUCCGUGAUCUCUCCUUUUGGUAGAAAGAGCUCCUAGAUUCGGAUGAAUGGAUGCGUGAUUCCGCACACGCCAAUAGCAGUUGAUUGUUGGCAAAGACGGCUUGUGCAUGCCAAAAUAUGUUUUCUAACUCACAUGCACACAGACCAUACUCAAGGGUUAACCUCAUCUUGGGAUCAGCCGAUCUAUUGCUCUGAAAUCACUCGAAGUUUGGCGAUAGAACACUUGAAUAUUAAACCAUGUUUUCUUAUUUCAAUUCCUGUUGGUCAAAGCACCAUUAUUCCUUUGGAUGAUGCAGGGGUUGAAACGAUGACGGUCACCUUGAUCGAUGCUAAUCACUGUGCCGGCGCUGUGAUGUUGUUGUUUCAAGGUUAUUUUGGUUGCAUUCUUCAUACGGGUGACUUUCGAUACUUCAACGGAAUGCUUGACGUUCCUCCAUUCACGAAGGACAUCGUCAUCAACACGUUGUACUUAGAUAACACAUACUGCGACCCACGUUGCGAGUUUCCUUCACGAGCUGAAGCAAUCAAAAAAAUUUUAAAUAUAAUACAUGACAACCCUGGCAAGGAAGUCAGAAUUGGUCUCGAUAAACUCGGAAAGGAAGAGCUUCUUUUUGAAAUAGCUAAGGACCAAGGUGUUCCAAUUUUUGUUGAGGAAAAAUUGCGUCUCGAAGUGGCCGAGUUGCUUGGUCAUAGCGGGUUUUUCACAAGAAGUCAAGAGGACACGUAUAUUAAGGUGUUCAGUAGGCGUUCUGUAAACAGACGUGCGCUGAUGGAUUUGAAUAGGAAUGUUCGUCCAACCAUAGGCAUAUUGCCAAGCGCUUUAUACAUAGGCAGAGCAAACCCAUUUGCAGAAAGCGAUGAGAUUUUCGUUGUGCCAUACUCAGACCAUUCGUCGUUCUCCGAGCUGAAAGCGUUCGUGGCCAAGUUGCGACCUGAACGUAUCAUUCCGGUUGUUCGUAAGAACGGCCGAAAGGACGAAGACUCGCCCGACCGUUCGGACAUGACCAUAUUUGCGAAUGAAAUGUCAAGUAAUGCAGGGCCCCACAUUUUUGACAUACCUCCAACGGUUCGAGAAUUCAUGUCGGGAAGUUCCAACAACAACCGCAACACACCUUCUGUAAAACGUAAGGCCUCCACCAGCUACUUUAACAGCAGAUCUAAACGACCGUGUGGUAUUGUAUUUUCUCCUGAAAAGCAAACGGCAGCUUGCGUGGAAACAGAUAAAGUGGCAGUCCAAGAAGAAGCAAAUACCUCUAACCAGCCGCACGAAGAGACAGAUGUGGUGAACCAACAUCGUCUUCCUGUGAAUGAAGCAAGCAAGAUAUUGCAAGAAGAACGAGCUCCUUUCGACGAGGAAAUGUCAGCCAAAUCACUAGGCGACAAUGAAGUCGACAGGUCCCCUGGUUUGCCAAAACAAGGAAAAUUCUCUGAAAGCCAAAAUUUGAAACUUAGUGGAACACCUAGUAAGCGUGUGUUGCAGCUGAAGCAGAGUAUUAUUGAACAUAUCCAGCGUAUGGUUGAGAGUCCUUCUGCAGUUGCUGUCAACCCGAAGGAACCGCGAGAAAAUGCUAGCGCUGUAGAAUUACCAAAGGACACUGAAAUAUCGUUCAAUAAAAGAAACACAGAUAAAAUUAACAUUUUACCCCAAAGUGGCAAUGAAUUGCAACAGAAGCGAGAUGACGACUUGCCAAACUUGCCAGAAAUAGAAGCGAACAAGAAAUCGGAGCUUCCGGUAAGCCUGGACCAACCGAGAGAGAUGCAGCUUGAGUUGAGUUCCACAGAACAUACCGAAGCAUUGAAUGACUCCAACUUUACAUCGUGUGGUUCACAAACUACAUCAAAUGGUCCGGAAACGCGCGAUCCACUGGCAACCGUGCGCAGAAAUUCAGGCAUUGAACUUGGUCAUUCUGAAGGCAAAGUCGAAAACACGUCGAUCAGUUCGAAAACCUCAAAUGAGUAUAACCCACUAGAAGCUGAUGUUUCAGUGUCGAAAUCUGUAAAAGUUGUUGAACCGCAAGUAAAUGAGGCUGAAAAUAUCCUGGGAAAAUCUGAGCCCCAGUUGGUCCAGCAAGGUGUCCAAAGUGAUGUUUGCAACUCCCCAAUAGGGAAUGGUGGCGAAACUAAGAAUGGAGAGAGCGAAAUGGUAAACCUGGACCAACCGAGUGAGAUGCAGAGUGAGUUGAGUUCCACAGAACAUACCGAAGCAUUGAAUGACUCCAACUUUACAUCGUGUGGUUCACAAACUACAUCAAAUGACCCGGAAACACGCGAUCCACUUGCAACCGUGCGCAGAAAUGUAAGCAUUGAACUUGGUCAUUCUGAAGGCAUAGUCGAGAACACGUCGAUCAGUACGAAAACUUCAAAUCAGUAUAACCCACUAGAAGCUGAUGUUUCAGUUUCUAAAUCUGAAAAAGUUGUUGAACCUCAAGCAAACGAGGCUGAUAAUAUCCUGGGAAAAUCUGAGCCCCAGUUGGUUCAGCGAGAUGUCCAAAGUGAUGUUUGCAACUCCCCAAUAGGGAAUGAUGCCCAAACUAAGAAUGGAGAGAGCGAAAUGGUAAGCUUGGACCAACCGAGUGAGAUGCAAAGUGAGUUGAGUUCCACUGAACAUACCGAAGCAUUGAAUGACUCCAAUGUAAAGACAUCGUGUGGUUCACAAACUAUAUCAAAUGACCCGGAAACGCGCGAUCCAAUGGCAACCGUGCCCAGAGAUUCAAGCAUUGAACUUGGUCAUUUUGAAGGCAUAGUCGAGAACACGUCGAUCAGUACGAAAACCUCAAAUCAGUGUAACCCACUAGAAGCUAAUGUUUCAGUGUCUGAAUCAGAAAAAGUUGUUGAACCUCAAGAAAAUGAGCCUGAAAAUAUCCUGAGAAAAUCUGAACCCCAGUUCGUGCAGCAAGAUGUCCAAAGUGAUGUUUGCAACCCCCAAAUAGGGAAUGAUGCCCGAACUGAGAAUGGAGAGAGCAAAAUGGUAAACCUGGACCAACCGAGUGAGAUGCAGAGUGAGCUGAGUUCCACAGAACAUACCAAAGCAUUGAAUGACUCCAACUUUACAUCGUGUGGUUCACAAACAAGAUCAAAUGAUUCGGAAACACGCGAUCCACUGGCAACCGUGCGCAGAAAUUUAGGCAUUGAACUUGGUCAUUCUGAAGGCAUAGUCGAGAACACGUCGAUCAGUACGAAAACCUCAAAUCAUUAUAACCCACUACAAGCUGAUGUUUCAGUUUCUAAAUCUGAAAAGUUGUUGAACCUCAAGCAAAUGAGGCUGAUAAUAGCCUGGGAAAAUCUGAGCCCCAGUUGGUGCAGCAAGGUGUCCAAAGUGAUGUUUGCAAGUCCCCAAUAA
Messenger RNA from Dendronephthya gigantea, 3433 nucleotides. RefSeq lists its product as uncharacterized. Bases 137 to 3433 code for a protein of 1098 amino acids. NCBI's taxonomy places the organism in Eukaryota, Metazoa, Cnidaria, Anthozoa, Malacalcyonacea, Nephtheidae. Gene Ontology annotation, molecular function: damaged DNA binding; 5'-3' DNA exonuclease activity. The transcript is spliced from 7 exons. The record is from RefSeq and is a predicted model, not a curated record. Gene Ontology annotation, biological process: interstrand cross-link repair; protection from non-homologous end joining at telomere; double-strand break repair via nonhomologous end joining.